CAUUUCCGGCCGAAAAUCCGGCAAAGCUUGGGGAUUUUCUCCUUCUUCUCUUGUUCUUGAACCCAGAAAUUCUCCCCCUUGCUGGAAAUCCCGGAUCUGCCUUGCUCUUCCUCCUCUGUCCGUCGGCUGCUUUUGCUUGUGGGUGUGAGUCUCGGUUUUUCUUGGUAAAAAUCAGCCAUGAAUCUCCCUUUUAGCUUUGAUUUAAGUUGGGUUCCUUUAAUUUUGGGUUAAUCUCGUGAGUUCCUUGCAGAAAUUCUCCCUGCACUGCCGCCGGCCUCCACCCCAAACCCGCCAGCUCCAGCCUUGCUUGCUGAAAAUUUCUGGUAGGUUGGCUUCUUUAAUUCUUGAAAACUAGUUGAUUGAUUGCUGCCUAUGUUCUCCGAAUUUUGUUGGAAAAAUGGGAGGAAUUCCGGUAGCUUUAGGACCAUGAUUUAGCUUAAUUCAAGUGGGAUUUAUGUGAUUGAGUGUUAAUUGACUACUAUUAUAUUUUGUGUGAAAAAUCCCGUGAGAUUAGCUAUGGUUUUGCUAAUUUUUGGAAGUGGCAGUACUGUUCACGGCGUGAGCACUGUUCACGGCCGCGUGUUUCUGCUUCUGCUUCUCCUUCCUUCCUCUCCCGAUCCUCUGCACCCGACGAGCCCCCCCCCUUCGUCACCGCCACCCAUUUCCGGCCGGAAAUCCGGCAAAGCUUGGGGAUUUUCUCCUUCUUCUCUUGUUUUUGAACCCAGAAAAUCCCGAAUCUGCUCUGGUCUUCUUCCCCUGUCCGCGAGCCGUUUCUGUUGGGUGCGAUUCUUGGGCUUUUUCUGCCGUGAGUUUCCCCUGCAGAUGCUACCGGCUUCUUCUCCCUGCCAGCUCCGGUUUGCUUGCUGGAAUUCUGGUUUUGAUCGUUCUGUCACCGUAGCACUUGGGUUAGCCUUCUGUUCUGUGCGAGUGAGGAAGCGAAACUGAGGACGGGGAAACCAAGGGGAGUGACGAGUUAGAAGGUUAGCCAUUUCGAAGUUGAUAUAGAUUUUAGAAAUAAAUCGUGAUCGUGCGGUAUUAAUUGUGGAAUAUUGUGAUUAGGUUUUGAUCGUUCUGUCACCGUAGCACUUGGGUUAGCCUUCUGUUCUGUGCGAGUAAGGUAAGUAAAUUAUGGUAAAACCCUUUGAUUUUAAAGCAUGUUUUAAACUGUUUUUGAGAUGGUGGCAAGCUUUAAAUUGAUUUUAUCAGCAUAUGAGUGUGAUUAAACUGAAAUGUAAAUUGUGAUGGUUUUUAUGAGAAUUUCAUUGUUUUUCUGAAAUUGAGCAUGAUUGGAAUGAAAAUGGGAAUUUCAUUGUUUUCUAGAAUUGAGCAUGAUUGGAAUGAAAUUGUUUUCAUUGC
Rubroshorea leprosula is the source of this 1356-nucleotide messenger RNA. The record is from the annotation of a GenBank genome assembly. Lineage: Eukaryota; Viridiplantae; Streptophyta; Magnoliopsida; Malvales; Dipterocarpaceae.